Messenger RNA from Lotus japonicus, 1789 nucleotides. Its product is annotated as fructokinase-like 1, chloroplastic. Gene Ontology annotation, molecular function: kinase activity. Lineage: Eukaryota; Viridiplantae; Streptophyta; Magnoliopsida; Fabales; Fabaceae. The record is from RefSeq and is a predicted model, not a curated record. Gene Ontology annotation, cellular component: chloroplast nucleoid. Gene Ontology annotation, biological process: plastid transcription; chloroplast organization. Bases 97 to 1476 code for a protein of 459 amino acids. The transcript has 2 exons.
GAGUUCCGACAAUGUGCAGAUUCAAAUAACUGGGCGACCCGAUAGGAUUCUACAGAAGAAAGUAAUGAUAAACACUUUCCAUUGAUCCAAACCAAAAUGGCAUCAAUUCACCUUCUUCUUCCUACACUCCCUCUCUUCCACUCUCUCAAAACCCGAACCCAUUCCAAACCCAGAACUCGAACUCUUCACCACCCACUCCGAGCCUCCACCGUCGAAUCCCCACCGCCAAAACGCCGCGGCAGAAAGAAAAAACCACCACCACCACCUCAAAACGCACCAACGCCACAACAACAAGAAGAGGACGACGAGUUCGAGCUACACGACUACGACGACGGCAUCGAUUUCCCCUACGACGACCCACCGCUAGUAUGCUGCUUCGGCGCGGCGCAGAAGGAGUUCGUCCCUACAGUGCGGGUGCACGAGUACCCCAUGCACCCCGACAUCUACUCCGAGUGGAAGAUGCUGCAGUGGAAGCCGCCGGAGUUUGCUCGUGCUCCCGGCGGACCGCCGUCGAAUGUCGCUGUGGCGCACGUCAGGCUUGGUGGGCGCGCUGCUUUCUUGGGGAAGGUUGGGGAUGAUGAGCUCGGGGAGGAGUUGGUGCUGACGAUGAACAAGGAGAGGGUGCAGACUAGGGGUGUUAAGUUUGAUCCUGGUUUCAGGACUGGUUGUACUUACAUGAAGGUGAAGUUUGGGGAAGAUGGGAAGUUGAAGAUGGAGACUGUUCGUGAAUCUGCUGAGGAUUCUCUUCGUUCCUCUGAGUUGAACCUUUCUGUUUUGAAAGAGGCUAGGAUUUUCCAUUUCACUUCAGAAGUUUUAACGAGCCCCUCCAUGGAAUCGACUUUAUUCAGAGCAAUUAAGUGGUCUAAGAAGUUCGGUGGACUUAUAUUUUUCGAUUUAAAUCUGCCAUUACCUUUGUGGAGAUCACGCGACGAGACAAGAGAAAUAAUCAGGAAAGCAUGGAAUGAGGCGGACAUCAUUGAAGUAUCAAGACCUGAGCUAGAAUUCCUUCUAGACGAAGACCAUUACGAGAGGAAGAGAAAUUAUCAGCCACAGUACUUUGCUGAAAACUAUGAACAAACCAAGAAUCGGCAGGAAUAUUACCAUUACACUGCUGAGGAAAUAUCACCGUUGUGGCAUGAUGGACUUAAGUUGCUAUGCGUGACUGAUGGAACUAUUAGAAUUCACUACUAUACUCCUUCUUUUGAUGGGGCUGUGGUUGGAACUGAAGAUGUGCUCAUAACCCCAUAUACUUGUGAUAGAACUGGCUCAGGUGAUGCUGUUGUGGCUGCUAUUUUAAGAAAACUAACAACUUGCCCAGAAAUGUUUGAAAAUCAAGAUGUUUUGGAGAGACAGUUGCGGUUUGCUGUAGCGGCAGGAAUUAUAGCACAAUGGACUAUUGGUGCUGUCAGAGGUUUCCCUACUGAAAGUGCUACUCAGAAUCUCAAAGAACAAGUGUAUGUGCCUUCUAUGUGGUGAUAAUAGUUGUUUGUGUAACUGAAUAGAACUUAGCAAUGUCCUGAGGCAUUAGUUGGUAGUUAUUGUUUGAUUAUUUAUAUAUGUAUUCUCUUGAGAGUCUUUAGUCUAGAAUUGGAGCUGGCAGAAGAACAAAAUCAAGAUUGCUCAAAUUGUUUUCAUGUACUUUGGCUUCAACUCAUGUAUAACCCAAUACAUACCACUUCUGAAUGAGCAGGUGGUGGGUGCCAAUUGAAAAUUUUGUAGUUGAGAAUUGGAUGUACACUAUUCCUGUACCAAUGAAUUUGCAAUUUGAGUUUCUGGUACUCCAGGGUUA